Molecule: messenger RNA, 363 nt
Organism: Penicillium cataractarum
Lineage: Eukaryota; Fungi; Ascomycota; Eurotiomycetes; Eurotiales; Aspergillaceae
Exons: 3
Coding region: 1-363 (120 amino acids)
Source: RefSeq, a predicted model, not a curated record
AUGGCGAGCCCAUCCGACACGAUUAUUAUAACCGAUGACGAGGAAUUGCUAAGCCUCGAGCUAGGUAGUUCACGACCUCGGAGGGCUCCUCGCCGUGAUUAUAGUUACCGGGAGCUCGAGAACAUGAUCGUUGAAGCAGUCGAUGUAACGGAAACGACACUAUCACGCAAACGCAAAAGAACUGAAACGAAGGAGCCGUCUGCACUGGACAACGCCUUUGAGGAGCUCCGAAAGGCAGUUAGCCAUAAAAUGCAACGGCUACAGGAGAAAAAUCGCAAGCUUCGAGAUGAACUUCGCCAGGAGAGGGAGAUAUCGCUGGGUGGUCAUUCAGUGUGGGUAUAUGUUCUGCGGGUCAUGCUUUAA